GGGGUGUCUGGUUCAGACAUCACAUCCGGGGUGCAGGGUGGGGCAGCAGGAAGCAGAGCAACAGCAGAUGGCACAUGUGGUGUGCAACAUGGCAAUACUAUAGGGGAAAGUGAGUGGGGACUAGAGAGAGGACCGAGCGGCAGAGGAUCAGCAGAGUUGGGGGAUCGGAGCAGGAGAAACUUGCAAUGUCACAUGUAGUGCACAGCGUGGGAGCAAUAUUUUAAGAGGUCAGUAGGGACCAGAGAGAGAGGAGGAUCUACAAACCAGAGGUUAUUACUGAGCGGAGGAUCAGCAGAGCUGGGGGUUACUACUGAAUGGGGGAUCAGCAGAGCUGGGGGUUACUACUGAAUGGGAUCAGCAGAGCUGGGGGCUAAUUCUUAGUGGGGGAUCAGCAGAGCUGGGGGUUAAUAAUGAGU
This is a messenger RNA of Staurois parvus, 416 nucleotides long. NCBI's taxonomy places the organism in Eukaryota, Metazoa, Chordata, Amphibia, Anura, Ranidae. The record is from the annotation of a GenBank genome assembly.